CUAAGUGCAGUGCAGAAAAUCGGCCGCUCAAAGACUUUUCAGGUCGUUUCCAUGACUACGGAGCAAUUUGUGCUUGCAGUGGCUAUCCGGGACUUGUGUAUGCAUCGGAUACCUCAAUUUGUGGACUACCUCUUGAGGGAAGUGCGCUAACUGCUCGCGGCAAUGGAUGUAGGGGAACUAAGCGUAAUAGAGGAGGCACUGUUGGUUGUGCGGUGCACGAAAUAGAGAUGAAUGGUUGGCUUGCAAACGAGUUGUGAUAGAUGGUAUAUUACUAGCGAUGUUCCUAACGAAGUCUUAUCAGUGUGGAUGUUGGGAAGGCGAUGUGAAGACAUUCCUGCUUUGAGAUCAAACGGUUCUGCUAGUAGAAGUCGUCAUGGGGAAGGCAGUUAGCGUUCUACGUUCCGGCGGGAAGGAAAGGAAAACCAGGCGACUGUUUCGUCGGAAUGUGUCGCAGCUCGAGCGCAUCACCAACUUCAGCAAGACCGAGAUCAAAAAGUGGCACAAGCUGUUCCUGAAGGACUGUCCGAGCGGCCAGCUGACAGAAGAGCACUUCGUAUCCUUCUACGUCGGGUCUUUCCAGUCGGGAGAUUCUACAAGGAAAGCCGAGCUGGCCACACAGAUCUUUCGCACGUUUGACAGAGACGGGAGCGGGACGAUAGACUUCAGGGAGUUCAUGUGCGGUAUGAACGUCCUCAUGCGCGGCAGCAUCACCGAACGGUUGAAAUGGGCCUUCUACAUGUACGACCGAGACGGCAGUGGGUCCAUUAGCACCAGCGAACUCCUCGAUGUCUUGAAGGUAGGGUUCACAGUCUAA
Molecule: messenger RNA, 814 nt
Organism: Branchiostoma floridae (Florida lancelet)
Lineage: Eukaryota; Metazoa; Chordata; Leptocardii; Amphioxiformes; Branchiostomatidae
Product: neurocalcin homolog
Exons: 1
Coding region: 374-814 (146 amino acids)
Molecular function (GO): calcium ion binding
Source: RefSeq, a predicted model, not a curated record